AUGAAGGAGGACGAUGUCUUGCCGGCGACGGCGACAAAUCCGAAGAAGGAUAGCUCCGAUUCGGUCUUGUUUGGAAGAGGUCGUUACAAGUUCUGUGCCUUUGCUGCUCUUAUGCUUCUUGCUUUUUGGUCUAUGUUCACCGGUACAGUCACUCUCCGGUUAUCCACCGAGAAUCUAAACCUGUUAUCGGAAGAUAUCGGGAUCCCAACAAACCAUGAGAAUCUCGACGUUCUGGAAAUGGAGGAGAGGGAGAAAGUAGUGAAGCAUAUGUGGGAUGUGUACACUAACAGUCGUCGGAUCAAGUUGCCUGAGUUUUGGCAAAAGGCGUUUGUUGCUGCUUACGAAGAGCUUAUCAGUGAUGUUACUGGGGUUAGAGACGCUGCUAUUUCUGAAAUCGCCAAGAUGUCGGUGGCUCAGAAAAUUUCUCUUGAUCGUACUCCUACCAGAUCAAUGAGUGCAAGGGAACUGGGAAGAAGCUUCAAGAAGAUUCUACACAAGCCAGCAGCAAGUAGCUAGGCUGAUGAUAUAUUUGUAACACACAUUUACUACAUAUAAUCCUAAGAUCAUUUCUACUUGCUGAAGCCAAAAGAUGAACUAUCAAAUGAGUAAUUCAUUUUGAGAGAAUCAAUAGCUCCUUUUGAGAUUCUAUCGAUUGGUAAUCACAUACAGCUACUUUCAUAAUUAUAUGUGUAUGUAGAAACAUGGAUCCUUAUAAUAUAUUCUUCUUCUUCUGAGA
This is a messenger RNA of Raphanus sativus (radish), 736 nucleotides long. RefSeq lists its product as uncharacterized. The record is from RefSeq and is a predicted model, not a curated record. Bases 1 to 516 code for a protein of 171 amino acids. The transcript is spliced from 3 exons. NCBI's taxonomy places the organism in Eukaryota, Viridiplantae, Streptophyta, Magnoliopsida, Brassicales, Brassicaceae.